Molecule: messenger RNA, 1649 nt
Organism: Salvia splendens (bonfire salvia)
Lineage: Eukaryota; Viridiplantae; Streptophyta; Magnoliopsida; Lamiales; Lamiaceae
Product: ferruginol synthase 1
Exons: 3
Coding region: 28-1494 (488 amino acids)
Molecular function (GO): oxidoreductase activity, acting on paired donors, with incorporation or reduction of molecular oxygen; monooxygenase activity; iron ion binding
Source: RefSeq, a predicted model, not a curated record
UGGUAGGCAUAACAAAAAAAAAACAAAAUGGAUUUCUUCCCUUUCCUGGCUGCUCUAUUCCUCAUAAUCGCCGCAACUUGGUUGAUCUCCUUCCGGCGCCGGAAGAGCCUACCACCCGGGCCAACGCCCCUCCCCAUCAUCGGGAACAUGCUGCAGCUCGGGUCCCAUCCCCUCGAGACAUACACCAAACUAUCCAAGAAAUACGGCUCUCUCAUGUCCAUCCACCAAGGCAGUCUGUACACCGUUGUCGUCUCCUCCCCGGAGAUGGCCAAGGAAAUCCUGCUAAAAUACGGACAGGGAAUCUCUGGCCGAGGCACGGUGCAGGCGAUGGAAGCAUGCGGCCACAAGGAGAGCUCCAUGUCGUUCAUUCCCAUGGGGGACGAUUGGCGCGACAUGAGGAAGAUAUGCAAGGAGCAUAUGUUCUCGAGCCAGUGCUUGGAGAGAAGCCAACAACUCCGCAACCAGAAGCUGCAGCAGCUGCUCGGCUAUGUCCAGAAAUGCGCGGAGGAAGGCAGGGCCGUUAAUAUCAACGAGGCCUCAUUCAUCACCACGGUCAACCUCAUGUCGGCCACUCUGUUCUCGAUGCAGGCCACCGAGUUCGACUCCUCAGCCACCAUGGAGUUCAAGGAGAUCAUGGAAGGCUACGGUAUCCUCCUCAGAGUGCCUAACUAUGCCGACUACUUCCCCAUCUUGAGGCCUUUCGACCUGCAGGGGGUCAAGCGUCUGGCCGAGGUUAAUAUCGGCAGAUUGCUGGGGUUAAUCGAGGGCUAUAUCAAUGAGAGGAUCCGCAUCCGAAGAGAGAAUCCUAAUGUUCCCAAGAAGGAUGACUUCUUGGAUGUCAUUGUGGAUUCUCUUCAGGCCAAAGAUAACAAGUUGACGGCUACACAGUUCAACCAUCUCGUCUUGACAUUAUUUACUGGAGGAGUAGAGACGAGCACAACCAUGUUGGAGUGGAUUAUGCAAGAGCUAGUAUCGCACCCGGAUAAAAUGGCGAAGGUGGAAGCCGAGCUGAAGAGCGUGAUGGGGGAUGAGAAGGUGGUGGACGAAUCAAAGAUACCGAAGCUUCAAUAUAUGCAAGCAGUGGUGAAGGAGUCGUUCCGGCUUCACCCUCCGGUCCCUCUCGUUACCCGCAAAGCAGAGAGCGACCAAGUGGUGAACGGGUAUCUGAUACCCAAGGAUACACAGGUGCUGGUCAAUGCUUGGGGUAUGGGUAGAGACUCCAGAAUCUGGAAGAAUCCGCUUUCAUUUGAGCCUGAACGAUUCCUUGAUCAGAAGAUAGACUUCAAAGGCCAUGAUUUUGAGCUAAUUCCGUUCAGGUCGGGUAGAAGGGUCUGUCCCGGUCUACCGUUGGCCAACCGGAUUUUGCAUACGAUGCCGGCGACUCUGGUACACAACUUUGACUGGAAACUGGAGCGGCCGGACGCGAGCGAUGAUGAAGCGAAGGGAGUGCGCCGGGCAGUUCCACUCAAGGUCAUCCCAUAUAAGAAGGCAUGAUGUUUCCUCUUCGAUGUCUAAAUAAAUUUACACUCUCGUGUUGUUACUGCCUAUAACUCUAUUUAUAUGUAACCUCAAUAUGUGUAUUUACUAUUUACCCUCAUGUUUUGUAUCAUGUAUUAUAUUAUUAUAAAUGUUGAAUUUCAAUUUGUGUA